Molecule: messenger RNA, 948 nt
Organism: Penicillium manginii
Lineage: Eukaryota; Fungi; Ascomycota; Eurotiomycetes; Eurotiales; Aspergillaceae
Product: putative zinc metalloproteinase
Exons: 2
Coding region: 1-948 (315 amino acids)
Molecular function (GO): proteasome binding
Source: RefSeq, a predicted model, not a curated record
AUGGCUUCCCCCAUGGAGCUCACCGUGCAUCACCAAGGCACCGCGCACAACUUUUCCCUCUCCGCCUCCGCAACCCUCCAAGACCUCUCAGCAACAAUAGAAGCAUCUCUGAACAUCCCCACAGCAAACCAGAAGCUCCUCAUUGCCCCAAAGCCAGGAAUGCAAAAGGCGCCAUUCCCACCAACACGCCUAGACACAAUUCUCCAACUCUCCUCCCCAAAGUUCAAAAUCACCCUCCUCGGCACCCCAGCCCAAGCCAUCGCCGACCUAAACACCCAAGCCGAGACAAAUCGCCGCCACGAAGAAGCCCGAGCCUCCGCCCUCGCAUCCGCACGCCGGAACAAAAAAACACCCACGCGAUCAAACAACACCAUCGCCACACUCUCCUCCUCCAGCAAAUCCUACACCUUCCACAAACUCCUCCCACUAUCCUACCUCCCCCGCCCAGAGCGCUCCCUCGAUUUCCUCAAACGUCUCCGCGACGACCCCGGCAUCCGCGCUGCAAUGGGUGUAUCGCGCACGCCGGGCCUAAAUCGUAAUCGCGGCGAGGUAAUCGAGCUCCGUCUCCGCACAGAUGCAUACGACGGAUACCGCGAUUACCGAACGAUUCGCAAAACGCUCUGCCACGAGCUGGCGCAUAACGUUUUUGGGGAUCAUGAUCGCGAUUUCUGGAAUUUAACGGCUCAGAUUGAGCGGGAGGUUGAGGCCGCUGAUACCAGUGCUGGUGGGAGGAGAUUGACGCAGCAGGAGUUUUAUAAUCCGGGGGAUUGGGAGCAGGCGCAGGGUGAGGAGGAGGUUGAUGAGUGUGGGUGGACGGGUGGGGAGUUUGUUCUUGGUGGCUCGUCGGGCUCUUCUGCUUCUGCUUCUGGGGAGUCGAGGAGGGAGGCUAUUGCGCGUGCGGCGGAAGAGAGGUUGAAGAAGGAGAGGCGGGAUGAGGAGGCUUCUUGA